AAAGAAAGCACACACACACAGACUCACAGAGAGAGAGAGAGAAAGAGAGAGGGGGGCAAAGCAAACCCCGCGCAGAAAACUGUCUCCUUCCCUCGCCCCCCGGCGGCUCGGCGCAAACCCCUCCUCCUCGCAAACAAGAUCCCCAAAUCCCCGCGGGCCUGCUCUGCUCGCCCUCGCCCUCGCCGGAUCAGCCCCAUUGCGCCGCCACUCGCCGCCGCGCCCGGCCCGCGUGGAGGAGGGCUCCAGGGCGACGCACGCGCGCGCGCGCAUUGCGGGGGAAGUUGUAUUUUAUAGAUGACCUGGGCAGCAACUCUUGAUUAUGGGCGCAAGACAAAGAAUGAGGACAUACGACCAGGGCCACUGCGUCCAGCAAAUAUCAUAAGAAACAAAUUUCCUACCUACAAGAAUGGUUCAAACGGCAUAGUGAUCAAGCUGGCAGAUGGCCCAGAAGUGCCGCCUCUCAAGGAGGUUGUUGCUAAGGAGACUGAGGAACUGCUUGAUCGCCGUCAGCGCUUCUCAGUCCGUGAGCUUGCAAUGAAGUUUGAGAAGGGACUCAACACUGCCACUCUGUUGUCUAAAGAGGUUAAAUGGAGACAAGUGGCUUUGUUGGAGCGAGACAUUCUCCUGAAAAAUCUAAAGAGUGUAUUGGAGUCACUGAGAGGUCAAGUCACGGGCAAAACUAAGGAUGAAAUUGAGGAGUCUAUUUCUAUGGUGGAAAUUCUUGCAGUUCAGCUCUCCAAAAGAGAAGCUGAGUUGAUUCAACAAAAAACAGAGGUCACAGAAUUAGCGAAAUCAUUAAAGCUGGCUUCUGAAGAUGCCAAGAGAAUUGUUGAAGAAGAAAGAGUUAAUGCCAAUACGGAGGUAGAGAGUGCUAGGUCUGCAGUGCAAAGAGUUCAAGAAGCACUUCAGGAGCAUGAAAAGAUGUCCAAAAAAACUGGGAAGCAAGAUAUGGAGGAACUAAAGAAAGAAGUUAGAGUGGCCAGAAGAAUAAAAAUGCUGCAUUGCCCUAGCAAGGCCAUGGAUCUAGAAAAUGAAAUCAAAACUUUACGUAAGACGUUUACUGAGAAGUCUGUGGAUUGUGUCAAUCUUUUGAAAGAGUUGGAACUGCACAAAAGACUAAAAGGAAACGAAAUUCCCGUGUUCGAUUUGGAGGGUCUCCAGUGCUUGGGUUCAAUGCUACACAUAGUUUGUCAGAACGGUACUCCCGUGGAUUUUUCAAAUAUUUCUGUCCAGUGGUUCCGGAUACACCCAAAAGAAAGCAACAAAGAGAUUAUUUCAGGUGCCACAAGACCAGCAUAUGCUCCAGAGCCAAAUGAUGUUGGACGUUACAUGCAAGCUGAAAUCAAUUUUGGGGGUGAAACUGCAAUAGCAAAGACAGCUGGGCUAGUAGACCCUGAUGCUGGACUGGUGGAUUAUGUAGAGACACUCGUAAGAAAACCUGAAACUGAAUUCAAUGUUGUUGUGCUUCAGUUGAAUGGAAUUGAUCAGCCGAAAGAGGCUGUUCAUGUUCUCAAUGUUGGGAGAUUGCGGAUGAGACUUUCAAAAGGAAAGACAGUAGUUGCCAAAGAAUUCUAUUCCUCAUCGAUGCAGCUAUGUGGUGUUCGAGGUGGUGGGGAAGCAGCCUCACAGGCAAUGUUUUGGCGGCCCCGGAGUGACCUCAGCUUCGCCGUUGCCUUUGAAACAGCGAGAGAGCGGAACACCGCCAUCAUGCUGGCGCGGCGGUUCGCCAUUGAUUGCAAUAUCAUCCUUGCAGGUCCAGGCGACAAGACUCCCUGGUGAAGGAGACGGCGCACACUGGUGCUGGAUGCUUGGCGCACACUGGUCCGACCAGCGACCCUCGCAGAGCAAAUCGUGAUGUUGUACAUUUUAGUGUAUUUCAUGAUAUGUGUGUAGCCUGUGGGUUUUGUUCCCUUGUGGCCUUGUGGUGGUAGCUCUCAGAGGCGGCACCGUGGGCAUCGUUUUAGCCGCCUUGGUGUUGUUCUGACAACCUUCCGAGUGUUCAUGUUGUUCUGCUUCACAGGCGUUGCGAUAUGUUGUUGCUAGGCGUUUCUCUCUUCUUUCUGAUACUCCCAUGCAACGACAGUUAGCUAUGUUUGAAGUGUUACACACUAAAAGAAAUGUUUGAUGUGUACUA
Messenger RNA from Triticum urartu, 2134 nucleotides. Its product is annotated as stomatal closure-related actin-binding protein 1. Lineage: Eukaryota; Viridiplantae; Streptophyta; Magnoliopsida; Poales; Poaceae. Gene Ontology annotation, biological process: regulation of stomatal movement; actin filament organization. The record is from RefSeq and is a predicted model, not a curated record. Gene Ontology annotation, molecular function: actin binding.